AUGACGGGACGAGCUGGUCCUGGCAGCUCCGCGGAACUCACCGCCCGCUUUCUCCCGCAGGACGAGAAGGCUCGAGCUCCCCCACGUGACGACCUGUCACGGUCUCUCAGGGUUUCUACCCGCUCUCGCCUGCACCUUGCGUUAACGGCAAAGAAAAACAUUCAACAGAGGGCGGGCGCCUUCUCCCGCACACAAAAGGUUCUCGCCAUCUCUUCGGCAGGAAGGCAGAACGGGAGCACGGCAACACGGCGGCCCCAGUAUUCACCCCCGACCUCUCGCCGCUCGGCACGGGCCGCCCCGGGGCUCACUGAGCCCCGCCCCCUGCCGCUGAUUGGCAGCCAGCUGCCGGCUUCGGGCAAGUCACAAUGGCGGGCCCCGCCCUGCCCGUGCUUGAGAGAGGGAGCCGGCCGGCUGGACCGUACCACCUGCCGCCCGCGGGGUGGGGUGGGCUCGCCUCCCUCACGUUGGCGGGGGGAGGCGGCGGCGCAUGGACCAGUCCGAGAAUCGGGUGGGGGGGCGCCGGGUCCGUCCGCUGGGUAA
This is a messenger RNA of Pezoporus flaviventris, 540 nucleotides long. RefSeq lists its product as uncharacterized. The record is from RefSeq and is a predicted model, not a curated record. Lineage: Eukaryota; Metazoa; Chordata; Aves; Psittaciformes; Psittacidae. The transcript is spliced from 2 exons. The coding region runs from base 1 to 540 and encodes 179 amino acids.